Molecule: messenger RNA, 2703 nt
Organism: Kwoniella botswanensis
Lineage: Eukaryota; Fungi; Basidiomycota; Tremellomycetes; Tremellales; Cryptococcaceae
Exons: 5
Coding region: 1-2703 (900 amino acids)
Source: RefSeq, a predicted model, not a curated record
AUGCCAGGUAGGGCAUCGACUACCACUUCACUAUAUUCCGAUGACCCCACUGAAGUGCCGCCUAUGCCCACUACCUACGGUGUGAGGGAAGGUAAAUUGAUUGAUUACGAUGGACCCGAUGUCGGAAGCGAGGAAGAAAAGGAGAUGGUCAAUCCGACCGACAAGUUGAGGGAAUUGUUAAGUCAGAUGAGAAAAGAAGUCGAGAUUAGUAGACCUGUGACGUCCAUAGCUUACAGUGAGGAUGAGGAUGAGGAUCAAAGAGGUGCGUUUGAAUCAAGGAAUAGUGCUGGACCUAGUUCGCCCCCUCAAAAGCAGUAUAAUGAGGAAAGUGAAGAUGAGGAACAGAGUCCACCUACUCCGCCACCUAGGAUAGGGAAUCCAUAUGCUGCUAGAAGAGGAGAACGUUGGAAUUCACCUAAUUUACCUUCCAUCCGGCCAGGUAGAUUGCCUUCGCGAGCAGCAGUCCUGCGCAAUAGUGUAUCACGAUCCCCUCCAUCUCCUGAACCUAUUCAUCCUCAACCCGAAACGAAAUCCCCUCCUACCCGGUUAGAAGCUUUCUUAGCCUCUUCUUCAUCUUCCGUUCACCCCAUUGCAGAAAGCUCUACUUCCGGCCGACUUCACACCAUACUCGUGCGCAGAGACUCGGGAUCAAGUACGAGUAGUUCGAGGAAAGGGAAAGAUCGUGCGAUAGCACCCAUAUUACCAUCACCUCAGGAAACACAGAGUAUCUCAUUUAGACGCAAUAGGUUUAGACAAACUCCUCCUCCGGGUUCAGUAGAUUCACAUAGAAGACCUCAGACUCCCCGACGAAUCAGCGUUGAUCUUGCACCGGAGGAUAUCAGCUCCUUCGCUCGCAAUGCCGUUGAUCUGGAAGUGAGAGGUGAAGUUGAGUUGGAUCUGGAUGAAGGUCUGAGUGCGCUAGGAUGGGAAGAGAGUAGUCAGAGUAUCAUUGAGGAAAGCGUGGAUAUAGCUCAGUCAGAGCGUGGGGAGUACGAAGGGGAUUUGAGGCAGAGUACGUCUAGGUCGCCUGAUAGGAGAGAUCGGAGCAGGACAGUCCAGCCUCAUUCUGGCUCAAUCUUGCCAAUACAGUCGAGACAGGGCGUAGAUGUACAUUCGACUAAAGGGAGAUCUCAGACCCGUUAUUCACCAACACCACCAGAAGACAGACUACAGAAUUCUCAAAGUCGGUAUUCAACUUCAUCACCGUCAGUAGCAAACACGCUACGGCGUUCUCAGAAUCGAUCUCCCAAUGGACAAACUCAACCAGUCGAAAAUCCUCCGACAAACUCUCGCCACACAGCACCUCGACAUGGAGAAUCUUCACCAUCACCUCCUUUACGUGCUUUGCCUGCUUUGCCCGAACCUGAUAUCUCAGCUCAGUCCGAUAAUAGCGAAGUAGAUACGUAUUCUUCGAGGAGAGCAGCCCUGUUUCGUUCAACUUCUCGAUCAGCUUCAGGCUCGACUUCCACGUCGACGGCUCGGAGUGGAUCACAAACGCCUUCUCAAUCUUUCGCGACUGCUACAGGCUUGAGAUCGAGACUAUCUCAGAGAAGCUCAGUGGAAAGGAGUGAAGAGGUUUCGGAGGGAGAUAUAUUACCUAAGAGGUCGCCUAAUAAGUGGAAUCGGUCGUCUCUUCAAGCAGAGACUCCUGAACCUAUACACGGCCUAUCAUCUCCUGUUCCUCCUACCCGACGUAGUUCAAAUCGACCUUCACCUGUACGAAAAGAAUAUACACCGAGGAGAGGGGUGGAAGAUAUACGUAUUCCCAUACAAGAUCCAAUACAGGUAAACAUCGCACUAGCACCAGCAUCAAUCUCUACACCUUCAAAGCCUUCAGGUACAAAUCCUAAUGUCAGUACAUUACCUACACCUAAACCACCUGGGGCAUGGAAAUCUACUCCGAAGGCCAAAGUACGCUUCUCACCUUCGCCAUUGAGUCAGCAUAGUCCCGUGAGACCCGAUACGCCAAGUCGGGAUGAAAAUGUGGAAGGGGUAUCGAUGCAUCGAUUGAAAGUUUCGCCUAGACGGUCUGCCAAAACUAAGAUUAUCAGCAACGAACAGGAAGAGGACCAGGAGGUGGGGAAUGGCAGUUUCUUGGAGAGGUUGAAAGGAUCUUUGAGCUCGCCUCUGAAGAAAGCCAAAACUCAAAUUCCUAUCCCACCCAAAUCGACGACCUUCACAUUAUCCACUCAGUCUCUCCAACAUGCUAAAUCAAGUACGAUAGCUGCCGAACAGAAUUUGCUGAUUACUCAGAAACAAUGGCUAGAAGCUCUAUCUGCUAUAAACGCAGCUGCUAAUACUUCCUCAACUGUUGUCAGAAGGGGGUGGGGAUGGAGUACGUGGGUUUUAUGGGGGUUGGUGGAGUUUUUGGUACUUUGGAGUGUAUUCAGAGUAACGAUAGAUUACGCUACUUCCUUAACACAUAUAUCGACGUUAGAUCCAUUCCAUCCUUUGUCUUUACCCUUUCGACAAUCCACCACCUCCACGUCAACAUGGAGUAAUGGACCGUUCGGAUCGAUGUCUCUGGAAUUACCUAUACCAAGUGCUUUACAAACUUUGGUAGGUGGCAAUGGCGGGUAUGGGAAUGCAAAUUUCUUUGAUUUGAUGGAAAGCUGGGGUGUAUGGAGUAGAUUGGUCGCAACACCGGUAGCUGGAGGAGGUGGGAGGAUAUCGGGCCGUGGAGUAGGCGGUGUACCUAGUUGA